AGCGCAGGCAAUGCGGGGAAAAGGGCUGCCAGGCUCCUUUGCUUUCUUUGCCCAUGGGCAUUGAAGCGCGGGCAAAGGCCCCUGUUCCCUGCGCUCCCCCCCAACGAGCUCAUCCAGCUUCACGCACAUCUCAUCUAUUUGCUCAGCUCAGCUUGCCACCCCCUCGCUAUCCUCCUGGUGCCUUUCGAAUACGGGCACUAGGCUGCUCGGCCCAAUCGAAGCUCCAGACAAACCCGUUUCUCCGCCGCAAUGCCAUCAUGGAAGCCUGUUUUGGGUUCUUUGUUUACGUUACAAAGUGGCAUGAUGAGUUGCGGGGUACGGGCGAAUGUUUGCGCGCCCAGUCGUCACACUCAACCAUCGAGCCAUCUAUCUCCAGGCCCAUUGAUCCCAGCAUUUGGCCUCACCUGAGCAUGAGGUGAUGGAUUGUCGACGCUCGAUAAGCUAGAAAUUGGCCCUACCGACCAUCUCGCCCUGAUGUCUUUGAUAUUCGAUCCUCGAACCAUCGGCGAGCUGCGAAGUCCAGAAUGCGUGCCGUCAAUCGAUCAGCCUACUCGACGCGUUCGAAUCUUCGCAAAUCCUAUCAAUACUUAGCUGCCGCUUGCUUUACCUCCUUGGACUUCUUUCGCCUCUGUCUGUGAGCGUUUCCACUGAAAAAGUCGCGGUUGCGCACCUGGAGCAUCUACCGCACCAGCCGGCGAGCCGAUGUCUAAAAUAAAUGGCCACAGUCUGACGGGAAGCGGGUUUGAUGAUGGUUACUCUGACUUGUCUACUCCGAGAUACUAGUCAUUGUAAAGAUAUGUACUCUGUUGUCACACACAGUGAUAUCCCUCUCCUUAUUGACGAUAUCAGCCACAUUGGAUCUGGCGGCUACCUCGUCGUUAUCUCGAGAGUGCGUCAGACUGUGCCAAAUUUUUCUUCCAGAGGCUUGCCGAGUGGUGCAGACCCGUCGAAUCCACGUGUCACGGGCAUAAGCGAAGGCGAUGACUGUUGAUGCGAUGAUGCAGAAGUGGUCUGAUGGCUGCCAUGCAUAUCUCAAUCAUUUUCCAAAACAGGGCCAGAAUCUACGACAGGCAGCAGACUAGCCAAUGGGAUGGGAUGGCCAAAUUUCUCGGAUUUGUGCUCCCUUUUCGACCUCAAGGGCAUGUGCGCGCGACGCAGUUGGGCUCUUCAAAAUGCCGCAUCUUGUGAAAAGAUCGUCGAGCCCAAGACUCCCAAACCAAACCGUUCUUGCGAUUGCGCGAUUUCACUUUCUUGGUUCCUAACCGCAGUCACAAGGUUUGAAGAAGAAAGACGACGAAGAGCAGACCGCCCGAAUUCAGUACGCAGGGCUCAUGAGUUCGCGAGCGUCUACAGUGUGUGCUAUUGUUUCUCGGCAAAAAUGCCCUUGAAAUGUUGAGUCGAUGUGCGCAAGAGCUUCUUUCAUUACUCACUUGACGAUAGGGCUAGAGGCUUGCAGGGCGAGCUUCCAGCCACUAACUCGGUAGCCGGAACACGCUUUCCUCCGCGAAAACGCCUUUCUCGGAGCGCGGCGCGGCUCUUACUCUCCUACCUCGAGCCCCUCGGAAUCAAUUGCGGCGUCAAUAUCUGAGGAAUCUGGGAGAGAAGAGAUUCAAAGGCUGAAUGCUGGAUAUGAGGACGGUUACUGUCAAGAGCUAUGGAGCACAAGAUACAGAAAACACAAGUCCCGACCUGGCGGGUGCCAGCGAGCGAGCUGGAUGCGGCCUCCCUGCUUCUAAGCAAGAGACAGCACGGCGCAGCGAAGGAAUCCAGAGAGCCGGCCGAGUUGAUGAAAAGUCCCCGAAUUCCGUUGUCGCCGUGAUUGUUUAUAAGCAACUGCACUCAGGUGGGCGCUGUAUACAAAUCCAUCGGAUGUAGCCUUCGCCGGUCUGAUUAUCAUGUCGGGAACUUCUGUUGAGGCGUGGUCUAGGGGUUCAUUACCCUGAGAAGAGCCGAAAACACUUGCCUUGUUUACCUAACCCGCUUGGCAGGCCGCCCGGGUGGCCCCCUUGGGGCAUGCUAGGUGUCCUUUGAUGCCCCUCGAUGCCCCUCGAUGCCGCCUAUUGCCCAGUUACGAUGCCGCCCCGCGUGGCAGCUUCCACCACUGUUCGGGAAUGACCAGACCCAUUUCCCCGCUUCCACUCCCCACGGGACCAAUCCGCGUUGAUUUGCGAAUAUACAGAUCUACAGGGACAGGUGCACAAUCCGAUGGGUCUACAUGCCUUGUUCAAAUGCCGGCGUGUGUCCUGGGCUUUGGUUUAUAAAUUCCGACCCCGAUUUUCUGGCUGGCGACGUCCAAGCGUCACCACGAAGGACCUCAACCUCGUCAAUUCGUAGCCAUCUCAAUUCGCAACCCUAUCCAAUAAUGGCCAGCAAUGGUGCCAACGGCGCACACGCGCCAGUUCCCGCCUUCAACACCUCAUCGACCAUUCCGUUGUGGCUGGAUGGGAAGGAGGUCAAGCUCUCCUCGACCUUCGACGUGGUCUCUCCGCUCGACCAGAAGACCUUGUACAAAUGCUCCUCGGCUGACGAAGAGGAUGUCCACAAGGCCAUCGCGGCCGCCGAGAAGGCAUUCACCACAUGGUCCAAGACGAAGCCAAACUUCCGGCGCGACAUCUUCCUCCGGGCGGCCGACGAGUUCAAGAAUCGAAGAGACGAGCUGAAGCACUACAGCUACAGCGAGACGGGCGCCGCCGAGUCUAUGUUCGCCUUUGAGCACAACCUAGCCUACGAGGCCUGCAAGAGCGUUGCCGGCCUCAUCCAGGUCGCCUCGACCUCCACCAUGCCCGUGGUCGCCGAAGAGGGCGCCAAUGCCAUGCUGGUCAAGGAACCCUAUGGUGUCGUUCUGGGGAUUGCGCCGUGGAAUGCCCCCUAUGUCCUGGGUCUCCGUGCAUGCUUGCAACCUCUUGCCAUGGGCAACACAGUCAUCCUCAAGGGUCCUGAGGCUGCUCCAGCAACGUACUGGGCCAUCGCCUCCAUCCUCCACGCCGCAGGCCUGCCCGCGGGCUGCCUCAACACCAUCUACCACCGGCCGGCCGACGCGGCGAAAGUGACCUCGGCGCUGAUUUCUCACCCGGCCAUCAAGAAGAUCAACUUCACGGGCUCGACUGGCGUGGGUGCCAUCAUCGCCUCCCAGGCCGGGAAGUACCUCAAGCCGACGGUCAUGGAACUGGGCGGCAAGGCGCCGUCGAUCGUGUGCGACGACGCCAACAUCUCGACGGCGGCGCUGCAGUGUGCGCUGGGCGCGUUCCUCCACGCGGGCCAGAUCUGCAUGUCGACGGAGCGGAUCAUCGUGCACGAGAAGGUGGCGGACCAGUUCCGCGAGGCGCUCAAGCAGACGAUGGACCACGUCUUCGCCGAGGCGCCCGACGGCAUGGGCGUGCCGCAGCUGGUGACGUCGGCGCCGGUGCUGAAGAACAAGAAGCUGCUGGAGGACGCGCUGGCCAAGGGCGCGCGGGCCGUGUACGGCGACCCGCGGCACGCCGAGGCGUCGGCGACGCGCAUGCGGCCCGUGGUGAUCGAGAACGUCACGCCCACGAUGGACAUCUACCACACCGAGUCGUUCGGGCCGACCGUGUCGCUGUACGUGGUGCGCGACGACGCCGAGGCCCUCGCGCUCGCCAACGACACCGACUACGGCCUCGCCAGCGCCGUCUUCACCGAGGACCUGCGCCGCGGCCUGCGCCUGGCCCGCCAGAUCGAGAGCGGCGCCGUCCACAUCAACGGCAUGAGCGUCCACGACGAGCCCGCCCUGCCCCACGGCGGCGUUAAGAAGAGCGGCUUCGGCCGCUUCAACGGCGUCCCCGGCCUGGAGGAGUGGGUGAGGUCAAAGGUCAUCACCUGGAAGGAUUGAGCGGGGAUAUCUCUGCACGGUUUGUGGGGGAUAGGAAUAUCAUGGGGGUUGAUUCCCGGUGUGGGAGGCUUGGAAGGGUCGUCAAAUCCCAAAGAUUGCUCUAGGGUUCGGCCCGUUAUGUCGACCGUUCGGCUAUACGUAGGUAGGGAAAAGCGGGCUUGAAUGAGGUGUUGUAACUACCAAGUCUGGGGUGGGUGGCGCCAUAUGUAACUGUGAAUGAUGGCUUCUCCUUUAUCCGUGUCUGCGCAAACCGCAGGAUCUACCUAUUAGGCAGCACGAUAACCUUCUUUCCUCUCAGC
This is a messenger RNA of Cladophialophora immunda, 4149 nucleotides long. RefSeq lists its product as uncharacterized. Gene Ontology annotation, molecular function: succinate-semialdehyde dehydrogenase (NAD+) activity. Lineage: Eukaryota; Fungi; Ascomycota; Eurotiomycetes; Chaetothyriales; Herpotrichiellaceae. The transcript has 2 exons. The record is from RefSeq and is a predicted model, not a curated record. Bases 2216 to 3850 code for a protein of 544 amino acids.